Molecule: messenger RNA, 360 nt
Organism: Mesorhabditis belari
Lineage: Eukaryota; Metazoa; Nematoda; Chromadorea; Rhabditida; Rhabditidae
Source: the annotation of a GenBank genome assembly
AUGGCCGGUGUUCCUUACAAAACUGACAAGCCUCUCGCUGAUGCCACCGAGCAUCGCAUCCGCAUUACUCUCACCUCGCAAAACGUGGUCGCACUCGAGAAAGUGUGCGCUCAACUCAUCAAGGGUGCCAAGGACAAGGAGCUCAUCGUGAAGGGCCCCAUCUACAUGCCGACCAAGACUCUCCGUAUUACCACCCGUAAAACCCCUUGCGGAGAAGGCUCAAAGACUUGGGAUCGUUAUCAGAUGCGUGUACACAAGCGCCUUAUCAACUUGCACUCGCCUUCUGAUGUGCUCCGUCAAAUUACCUCAAUCUCGAUUGAACCAGGAGUUGAUGUGGAGGUCACCAUUGCCGACCAGCAG